Messenger RNA from Stylophora pistillata, 1828 nucleotides. RefSeq lists its product as uncharacterized. The record is from RefSeq and is a predicted model, not a curated record. Lineage: Eukaryota; Metazoa; Cnidaria; Anthozoa; Scleractinia; Pocilloporidae.
GACACGUGAAAAGUACUUGGCAAAACCUUUCAUCUCAAGCCCUUGAAUUAAAACGAAAAUGAGAAAGAAAGGCAAGGGAACAAAAGUUAAAGAAAAUAUUAUACAGAGGAAGGAAAAGGAUGCCGAUCAAGAAGCAGAAUCAAUCUUGUUUAUUGAUGAAAACUCGGAAGAAGUUCAAGUUCGAACGGGCGAGGGAAGCCCUCGGUCAGUUAGAGAAAAUGUCACCGAAACCGAGUUUAAGGACAAUAGCGAUCGUGUUAUUGCUGUUGUAGACAAGAACCCGGAGAAGUCUUCAAGUUACGAGAGUGUUGCUCAAGAUGAUGAUGCUCCCGAGGAUGUUUCUUGGAAAGCUACCAAAGAGAGUGCGCUUCGCGAACGGACAUUGGAAAGAGAGAUCAUUCUUGAUGCUAAACGAAAAGAAAAACAGAUGAGAAUAGAGAGAAAUGAAAAGCUAUGUGAGCAAAAGGAACGAAAGCGAGCGAGAGAAUACUCUAGAUUACCAAUGGAGAUUCUGCACAAGGUUGCCCGGCAACAUGAGUCAGAGGAAACCCUUUUAUCACAGACAAUGGAACAUCGAAGUCAUGUGACCUUUGACAAUUCAAGUGAAGAUGAGCAGGACGAGAGUGGGGAACAAAAGGAAGAACAUGGAACAGUACAGGAGGAAACAGCAAAAAUCAAAGUGCUUGUUUUGCCGAGGGAGACAAAGAAACCCAAAAAAAUCCAGCAAUCUGCAAAUUCGUUUUUACAAGAGCAUUUGUUUGGUGACAGAAUUCAGCGCAUCUCAGCUUCCGGAAGGUCUGAUCUGAUGAAGAAAUCUCACAACACCCUGGUUCCAGCACGAAAUUUUUCCAAGAAAUCUUGGUAAUGUUGUAAAUAGAUCACAGGGAAUGUUAUUGGUGUGAAAAAUCUGAGCAUUUCAUGGAGAACUUUUCCUUCACUGAGGCUCCUAAACCUGUUGAUAAUUUUUUUUUUGUGAGCAUAUGAGACAUAUGAUAUCAUUUUGAUUUGCUGAUUGAGGAAUUAGUUGGAUUUAAUUUAUCGGGUGGUAAAGGUAAUAAACUUGCUGUAACUAACUCUGAAAAGCUUCUGAAUCAAGUGUUAGACCUUCUGGCUCAUCUUUGCAAUUCUUGGACAGACCAAGCCAAAAAUUUCUUUAAAGGCUGAUAAUCUCAAUCACGCAUGGUCCAGUUUUGAAAUUCAUUUAGUAUGUUAUGAGGGGGGAGGAAUGAUGAGAUUUUAAGAGGUGCAUUAAAUCCUAUCCCCUUUUAGUCUAAAGAAUCAAUAAUUGUUAUUUUUCUACCACUGUAUUUCUUAAAUAUAACUUUAUUGGUUAAACCAGCCUUAAUACUUUAUUUAAGGCCCUUUUUGACAAUAUUAUUAAUAUCAAUAAAUUAAUUUUAUUUUUUAUGAUUAAACUUAUACUUUGUUCACAUUUUAUCUAGAUAAUCUGUCAAUUCUGUAUAGAUACAGGUGGAACAUUCAUUAGAAAACAGAGAUAGAUUAUGUGACAAGUACAUUAAUCAAAUUUGCUAACUUUUAUUUGCACAACCACUGCAAUGAAAGUUCAUCCCAUCAACACAAGGCUUAGAGUUUGCACUCAAGAACUCAUUGCUAAUAAUAAUGUGGAAUGUAAAUUUGUUUUAAUAAGGCUAUCUCUGAUCUGUUUUAAAAAUUCUUCCGAAAAGUGCAGUCUGGCAUGAGGAAGCUCAAAUAGAUUUUUCAACAACUUAAGGAUUGCAACAAAGUAGAGAUCUAUAAUGGAUGAUGACUAUGCUCCAGAAAAGGAUGGAUAUUCUUGGAGCAAGCUAAGCUAUCAGAAUGCUAAAUC